This is a messenger RNA of Chlamydomonas reinhardtii, 6120 nucleotides long. RefSeq lists its product as uncharacterized. The transcript has 6 exons. The record is from RefSeq and is a predicted model, not a curated record. The coding region runs from base 26 to 5731 and encodes 1901 amino acids. Lineage: Eukaryota; Viridiplantae; Chlorophyta; Chlorophyceae; Chlamydomonadales; Chlamydomonadaceae.
GCAGCCCGCGGCGGCAAUAAUAAUAAUGGCGGGUGACGAACCCACUGCUUCUGACACCGCGGUCGCGGCCGCGGCUUCCCCGCGGCCGCUAGCGGCGGGGCCCUCGCCGCGCACGCGCAGCCGCAGCGGCGCCCUGCAACUGCAACUGCAGGCGCAGCGGCGUGGGGAACUCGGAUCUCGGGCGGGGGGCAGUAGCAGCAGGGGCAACAGCCGGGGCAAGGCACGCGGCAGCGGCAGUAGCGGCCGCCCCGCCGCCUCCAUGGCAGCUCUGGUGGGUCGGCGGUUGGCGGUGCCGCUGGCCCAGCUGUACGGCGGAGGUACGGACGUGCACGGCGACACGGUCAGCCCGGGGGUGGUCAAGGCAGUGGACAAGGCGCACCCGGGCUGUGUGGUGGUGGCGGUGUCGGGCGACCCGCGGCGACUGUUCCAGCCCGCCAGCCUGGUGCGGACCUGGCUGCUGGCUCCGGCAAAGGCGGCAGAGGAGGCGGAGGCGGAGGAGGCGGCGGAGGACGCGGAGGAGCAGGAGCAGGAGCAGGAGGAGGAGGAGGAGGAGACGGAGGGGGAGGAGGGGGAGGAGACGGAUGAGGAGGCAGGUGGAGUUGGGGGCGAGGCAGCGGGCAUUGCGGGUGGGGGUGGAGAGGAGGACGAGGAGGAGGAGGAGGAGGAGGCGGGCAGCGGUGGAGAGGAGGAGGCAGCGGAGGCAGCGGGGCCGGGUGAUGCGGCAGCACCAGCACCAACAGGCGGCGCGGCUGCUGCUGGUGAUGGCGGCCGUGCCACACCCACUGCCGGCAUGAUGCGCAACAAGCGCAAGGCCACAGCGGAGGAGCCGCCGCCGCCGCCGCCGCCUGCAACCGCUGCCGGUGCUGCCGGUGUUGCUGGUGCUAGUCGGGCGACCGGCAGCGGUGGCGGCAAGCGGCAGCGGUUGUCGGCGGGGGAGGAGGCGGGGGAGGAGGUGGGGGAGGCGGCGGAAGAGGCCCAAGGACAGGUCCUUAUGCUGACCAGGCGCAGGGACACGGGGAUUGCCGCGGCGCCUGAGCGACAGCCAGUGGCGGCGGAGGCGGCGGCAUUGCGGGGAAGAGGCUGCGGCGGCAGAGGCGGUGCCACUGCCGCUGCCGCUGAUGCGAACUCAGCAGGUGCGGACGAUGUAGACACUAACGGCGGCGGCGACAGCUCCAGUCGUGGCGGCGGUGGCAGCGUCGCGGCGGCUGGCGAGAAGCAGCAGGCGCCAGCGGCAGCACCGGGCAUGGCGGCGGCGGCCGCGGCGGCGGCGGCGGCUGGGGCACCGCCUCGCACCAAGCGCCGGUCGCGGGCAGUGUUUGGUUCGCCGCGGCGUCGGGGGCUGACGCGGCUGUCUGACGUGGCGGACCUGGUGGGGCAGGACGUGGACGUGCCGGCCAGUGCGCGGCGGGUGCGGGGCCGGGGCGGCCAGACGCGGUCGCCCCUUCGCGGCAGUGCCAGGGGCCGGGUGACGGGCCCUGACGAUGCGCACCGCAACUGUGUGGUGGUUAAGAUGGCGGCGGACGGAACCCGGUGGUGGUUCUCAGCGGACGAGGUGCGCGGCUGGAUCAUGGCGGCGGCGGCUGGUGGCGGCGGCGGCGGUGGCGGCGGCGGCGGCGGUGGCGGUGGCGGCGGCGGCUUCGUUGGUGCUGGUACAGGUGCAGCUGGGCCGCAGGAGGAGGAGCAGCAUCAGCGCUACUGGGCAGAGGAGGAGCAGCAGGAGGAGCAGGAGGAAGACGGCGGCGAUGGUGGUGAUGGUGGGCGCCAGCGGCAGCAGACCAGGCAGCGCCGGCGGCGGCGCCAGGAGCAGGAGCAGGAGCAGGAGCAGCAGCAGGAGCAGCGCCUUCGGCCGCAGCAGAGGCGGCGGCGGAGCAAGACACUGGCGGCGGCGGCAGCAGGGCACGAAGAUGGCGAUGACGACAACGACGCAGACCUGAUGGCGGCGGAGGUGCUGACGUCACUGUCUUACUCAGCGGAUGGCGGCGGCGGCGGCGGUGGCGGCGGCGGCGGCGCCACCGCAGAAGCAGCUGCAGCGACCGAGGCGGCUACUGCCGCUGAGGUCGCGGCGGUGCCGCCGCCGCGGACUUCGGCUUUCCGCAACCGUGCAGGGGCCGAUGGCGGCGCGGAUGGCGGCGCCGGCGGCGGCGCCGGUGGUGGUGGUGGUCGGGGUGGUGGUGGUGGUGUCAGGGCGCCGGGUCGACAGCAGCGGCGUACAGCAGGGGGUGGUGGUGGUGCGGAGGCGGCUGCUGGCCUGGCGGCUGCAGAGGCGGCAGGGGCGGCAGCAGGCGCCGUGGAGGAGGCGCAGAGUAAGGGGGAGGGGGAGGCGGCAGUAGCGGGGGGGCUUCUGGCGUUCUCGCCCGCUGCUGCUGGCGCCGCGAAAGCGGCGGCACCCCGUGCGCGCCGGGAGGCAUCUGCGGUAGCAGUUGCGGCGGGUGAGGGCGUGGCCCGCGCCGUCACCUUCCCCGCAGCGGCAGCAGCAGCGGCAGCACAGCUGACCGCUGCUACUGCCAAUGCUGUGGCAGUAGCAGCGACCGAUCCUGCCGUUGCUGCAGCUGCUACUGCCGGCGGCGGCGGAGGCGCCCUACAGCGCCUGGCGGCGGCGCACGCCUCCGUCAACAGCCACAUGGCGCUGCUACAGCUGGCGGCUGCUACAGCCGCCGCCGCAGCCGCUGCUACUGCCGGCGCCACGGCGCCGCCGGUACCAGCAGUUUCUCAGGAAGAGGAGCCACCUCAGCAGCCACAACAGCAGCAGCAGUCACAGCAGCACCACCAGCAGCAGCAGGCUGCAGUAGCAACUCGCCUGGGUGCGGCCAGUGGUGAGAUGCUGGCGGCGGCGGCGGCGGCGAUGCAGUCAGUGGCAACUGAGUUUGCCUCCAUCGCGGCGACUGUUGCCCAGUACACCGACACUGGGGCGCAGCAGCAGCUGCAGCUGCAGCUACAGCUGCUUCAGCUACAGCCGACGAUGCCAGCACUUCAGUUGCCGCUGCCGCUACAGCUGCCGCUUCCGAUGCUGUCGCCCUUCCCGGCGGCGGCGCUGCCUACUACUGUUGUCACCACGACAAAUGCGGCAGCGGCAGCGGCAGCGCCAGCGGCAGCGGCAGUAGCGCCCACAGCCUCAGCUGCUGCUACAACCGCCGCUGAAGUCCUCGAGCGGUCUGCUACUGCCACAGCCGCCCAGCAAUUGCUGCGUAUGGCCUCGCAGGCGGCUGUAGCAGGCAAUGCGGUGCCGGCGGCUGUAGCAAGCAAUGGCGGCGGUGACGGCGGCACAUCCAGCACAGCAGCACCGAUGCCAGAUUCAGCCGCCGCCGCCGCCGCCGCCGCCGCUGACGCCGCCGCCGCACCCCCGCCUGCUGUGAGGCAGGCGCCGACGUCUCAAGAGCAUCUACAGCGUGGCACCAGAACCAGUGCAGCGGGCGCAAACACCCAGGGACAGGACAAGCCGCCGCCGGCCGCCAUGCCGCCGCCGCCGCCGCCACCGCCGCCGUCGCCGCCGGCCCGGCGGCAGAUACCGGCUGCACCGCCAGACCGUGGGGCGGCGGCGGGGGCGGCAGAGGUGGCGGCGGCGGCGGGGGCGGGGGCGGCGGCGGCGGCGGCAGCGGCGGCAGAGACUCUGACGGCGCUGCGGCGCAGCGUGACGCCGCCGCUGGCUGCUGCCGCGUCAACGUCGCCCAGCAGGCGUGGCGCCGGUGCAGGCACAGGUGCUGGUGCAGGCACAAGUGGAGGUGCAGGCACAAGUGGAGGAGGAGGUGCAGGCACAAGUGAAGCAGGGGGUGCCGGCGCAGGUGCAGGUGCAGGUGCAGGCACAAGUGGAGGAGGCGCAGGUGGGGGCGGUGGCGGUGCCGCCGGCCCUUCCCCGGCUGUGCCACCCGCCGCAAUGCCAACGGAACCGAAGCAACAGCAACAGCAGGAGCACCAACAGCAGGAGCACCAACAGCAGGAGCAAGGAACCGAAACUGGCGGCCGCGCGGUAUCACAGCACACAACAACAGCAGCAGCUGCAGCAUCCGCCCCUGGCAGCAGCAGUGGUGUGCGACUGCUGGCAAGCAUUGCUGAGCUGUCGUGCCCUGCCGCUGCUGUGUCCAACACGGACCCGGCGGACCCCAUCAUUGCGGCAGUGGCGGCAGCGGCACAGAGCGCGCAGCACCUACGACCCACCGUCAAUGCGGGCGGCGGCGGUGUUGAGGUCGCUGGCGGCGGCGGCAGUAGCAGUCGCGGCGACGGGGCUGCUACUGCCGACGGCGGCCGUCUGGGGGACCGCGAAGAUGCUGACAACGGCCCGCCUUGCUUGAGCCCGGAGGCGGCGGCGGCACCGCUGCUACGGCUGAUGGAAGCAAAGGCGGCGGUGGGGGCGGCGGCGGAGGCGGCGGGGGUGGCGGUGGCAGAAGGGGCCACCGCGGCCGCGGUGGCAGCAGCAGCGGCUGCAGGGGAGCCGGUGCCGCCGCCGCUGGCGACGGCAGUGGCCGAGCUGGCGGCAGCGGAGGCGGUGGUCCGAGGGGAGCGCGACAUGCCCGACCUCACCAGCCCCAACGCAGCCGCAGCAGCCGCCGCCAUUGAUGGAGGCCCCGGCGAAGGCAACGAGGGGCAGCCGUCAACCAGUGACUUCCACCGCACCCAUUCACCGCCACAGCCGCUGCCGCAGCAGCAGCUGCUACAGCCGCCGCAGGGUUCACAGCUACAGCCGCACCACCAUCAUAACAACAACAACGACGACGCCGCAAAUCGCGCCGCAGCCAGCUUGCUGCUACAGCCGCCGCCCAGCCCCCGCAGUAGCGCAAGUGAGGUGGCGGCGGCGGCGGCGGAGCUGAGGGAAGCUGCCACCCUGGCGGCGGCGGCGGCGGCGCCGUUUGGAUCCGCCGCCGGUACGCUUGGCCUUCCCGGCGCCAUCGCCGGCACUGCAAGCAUUGCGGGCGGCGACGGCGGCGCCGCCGCUGAUGCUGCUGGCAGUUGCGGUGGACCGACUUCUGUUGCCGCGGAUGGCAGCGGCGGAAGUGCUGGAAGUGCUGGUGCUGGUGCUGCUGCUGUGCCGCCGGGAUUCGUGGGACCUGCGGCGGCGUAUGACCCUCUCUUGGAUAAUGAUGCUCCCGGCGACGACGGCGGCAACGGUGACGGCGGUGGUGGCGGUGGUGGCGGCGGCGGCGGGGCGGCGCGGCGGCGGGGUCGGCAGCUUGUGGCGCUCAGUCGCACACUGCACGAACACCAGCCCGCGCCAGUGGAGGUGGGGCCGGAGGCGGAGGCGGAGGCGGAGGCGGAGGCGGAGGCGGAGGCGGAGGCGGAGGCGGAGGCGGAGGCGGAGGCGGAGGUGGACACAGGCGACGGCGGUAGCGGCGAUGGCAGUGCCAGCGAAGGCAGCGAUGGAAGCGCAGCGGACAUGGGUUCGGGACCGGCUGGGGUUCAGGAGCCAAAUCAGGGGCGUGAAGAGGCGCACGCAGUCGCGCCACUGCCGUGGCAGCAGGAGCGAGGCGGUGUGGAGAUGGGCAUGAUGGACAACGGGGAGAGCUACCCGGGGGAGGUGGCGGACCUGGCGGUCACGUGUGAGCGGCUGGCGGCGGCGGGUCUGUCGGAGCUGGUGGCGGGCGGCGGCGGCGGCACGGGUGGCGGCGGCGGCGGCGGCACGGGUGGCGGCGGCGGCAGCACGGGUGGCGGCGGCGGCGGCAGCAGCUGGGGAGAUGCGUGGGACAUGAGUGGCAGAGAGAGCGGCGGUAGUGGCGGCGACUAUGGAGGCGGUCGCGGCUGAGGCGAGGGCACAAAUGCUUGCGUGGACGAAACGGCCGAUGCACGCAGACACGCACCCUGUGGCUCACUCCUGUUGAAGCAAGGGCGGAUGGCUGUGACCGGCUGCUCUGUUGCAGCAGUUGUUGCAACGGCUCGCUUUGUUGCUAUGCGGUUAGUGGUUACGAAUACGGUAUAUAUAUCAGGCACGCCAAGCCAUUCAGCCGUUGGAACAGCCAGGGACAACCCGUUGUGUGCGGGUUAGCCUUCAUGGGCUGCCCAGAGGUGGUCGCGGUUGUGGACGGGUCGUGGUGGGAACAGGACUAGGGAACAAGACUAGGGACACUGUGUUGCAAGUGCUUUGCCAUCCACGCACCACCACCGGCCCAGACCUGUGACGGACGAGUAACCCGG